AUGAAGAACAAAAUACAUAUUGCGAUAGUUUUAGUUCUUUCGCUAGUAGUAGCCGAGGCUAAUAUUGUUAAAACUCAGUUAUCUGGGUUAAGAUGGGGUCAUGGAUUGUCGGCAGAUAUAAACGAAUAUGUUGAUAAAACAGUUAACAUGCUUGUUCCCUUUAUUCAAAACAAUGGCCUUGACCCGAUGCCGUUACCUGAAGUUGUCGAGGGAUUUGAAGUCAAACCUUUACUAGUCACAUACAGUGCGUGGCUUAAGAUCUUCGAUGGCCGAAUGACGGGCCUAGUCAAUUUAUCUCGCGCUGGUGACCAGAAAGUCAACUACUAUGCUAAGAUGCUGCGCGUAAGAGUUGCACUGCAAUUCACGGACCUAGAGAUUAAAUAUAAAUACCUCGUAAAAGUCAUGAAUUUGGGUCCCACAGGCGGCAUCGCAGCUUCUUUGGACCGUUUUGUUGUAAUAGCAGAUGUUCUCAUUGAUUUUAAUAACGACGAAAUACAUCUCCAGCAAUUUUCAUUGACAGACAUUGGACGACUGCGUGCAAAGCUUACCGGCAACGUGCUUACCGAUUGGUUGAUUAAUCCAGUCAUAAAUGUAUUUACAAAAAUAUUUGACACGGUUAUUAUCAAGUAUGUCGAGUGGAACAUUCGCUCAGCUUUACAAAACGGAAUCAAUUUAAUCAACACAAAUCUGCAAGAAUUAAUCAAACACCUUGAAUCAUAUAAUUAA
Molecule: messenger RNA, 726 nt
Organism: Parnassius mnemosyne (clouded apollo)
Lineage: Eukaryota; Metazoa; Arthropoda; Insecta; Lepidoptera; Papilionidae
Source: the annotation of a GenBank genome assembly